UCUCCCCCCAGGUAACUAUCUCUCCACUAGAAACAUGCAGCCCUCCCUUCCCAAGGGACACCCAGACUUUCUGGUGAGCAAGUCUGCCCUGGGAGGACCCACCGAGUACACCCCCACAGGAGCCAGGGUCAGAGGAAUAUCGCUUAGUCCAGAAGACCAGCAGCAACAUUCAACACUCCAUUGCUGGCAUUGAGCCUGGGAGAGGGAAUGAACAUACCAUGGGAAACAUCCAUCUGGAGCUCCCGGGGUGAACAGCUGCCUAAUGAUCCUGACCACAGCCUGCAGGGCUGCCAGAGGAAGCCUGCCGACAUGGAAUGGCUACAAGGACUACGCUCACCAAGCAAACUAGGCGUCUGCCCAGCCAACUGGGGGAGCAGAGUGAUGCACAGUCCAUCCAAGUGGGCCCAGCAGCAUGCAGAGGUAUAGCAGCUGGAACCACUUACACCUGUUGUAAGGGUCCAAGCACACUGUACUCAGCAUGGCCUGGACCCAAAUGUGCUCAAGGCCUUGAACAGACUUGAAGCCUUUUAGUCUUUGCAGAGCAAGGGCUCUCUCCUUCCCCAGCCUGCAGGGGACCCCCCUUUGCAGGACAGGGCUGUUUCAAGGGCGGGGGCCUAAACUGUGCCACAGCCAUCUUCUUUCACUCUCCAGAGAAGCUCUGGACUCACGGGGGGAAGAGGGGAAAUUAUCCUCCCUCUGUAGAUUUUAGGGCCCACUAAGCCCCCCCGCUAUGCUCCAGCACAGCCUCGUGUUAGGGAGAUUAAAAGUCCUGCUUGGAGCGGCUGAGCGCUUGGCCGCUUGCCCAGCUCAGGGCCAGCGACUGGCAGGAAACAGAAAACAGGAGGAAACAGAGGAAAGACUCUCAAAUGAAGUGGUUAAGCAGAGGCUGGAGGCACUGGGCAAAGGGAGGGACCAGCAGGGCAGAGCAGCAGCUACUUCCUCCGUCCCCAGGCAGCAGCUGGCAGGCCUCAGGGAACCGCUUCCCAAGGGAUCUGUUACGAUGGAGGAUGUGGAGUCGCGCUUCCUGCACCUUCUGCAGCCCAUCCGGGAUCUCACAAAGAACUGGGAGGUGGAUGUGGCAGCCCAGCUGGGAGAGUAUCUGGAGGAGCUGGACCAGAUCUGCAUUUCCUUCGACGGCGGCAAAACCACCAUGAACUUCAUAGAGGCGGCUCUGCUGAUCCAGGGUUCUGCCUGCAUCUACAGCAGGAAGGUGGAAUAUCUCUAUUCUCUUGUUUACCAGGCCCUCGACUUCAUCUCCAACAAAAAGCGGGACAAACAGCCUACGUCCGUGGGGGAGGACGGCACCGACGCUGACGUGAGCGCUGGGCCCAGGAAGGAGGAGGAAGAGUUCCUCUCCUUGGAUGACAUCAAGGACACCAACGUGGUGAGCGUGGACAUGAAGAAAGAUCACCAGCCUAAUACUGUGAACAUUGUCCCCUUGACUCCGAUGGCCCUGGUACCCCCAGAGGAGACAGAAAAGAAGGACAACCCUCUGUUCAGCCGGAAGGGGGAGAUCCUGGCCAGCCGGAAGGAUUUCCGCAUGAACACGUGCACCCCUCAUGCCAACGGAGCCUUCAUGCUGGAGCUGGCGGGCCUCUCACCCACGCAGUACUUCCAAGCAAGACGCCAGGCUGGGGACCUUGGCAGUGCUACAGGAGGGCAGACUGCUGCCCCAGGAUCUGGAAACGCGCCCGUGGACGUCAGUGCCUGUGAGACUCCGAUCCCAGUCUUGAACUUUUCUGAAAAUGAAGGCACUGUGGCACCAGACGGGGGUGGUGGUGGUGACGAUGAUGACGAUGCAGGACGAGGAGGUGAUUUCUUGUCUGAUGCCCCAGAAGGGGGCGUGGAGACCAGUCCUGCUGCUGUCGAGCACAUUCAGCAGCAGAAGAGUGCGCCUGAGGGCAAGGGGUACAUGCUGCGGGAACGGGCCCCGGCCGUGGAGCCCAGUGUCCACAUCAAGGAGAUGUUGGAUCCGUGGCGAAGCCUUGACCCCUUUGACGACUCUGAGGAUAAGCCCUUUAAGAAAGGCAGACCCUUCACGGUGCCGCGUGAGCUGGACGAUGUGCCUGGCCGCAAGCGGAAGAGGUGGACACCCAGGAAGCUGCAGGACUUCAUGAAGUGGUUCUCUGCAAGCCAGAACGACAGAGCUGACAGCAGAACCACCAAGAAGAAAGGGCCAACGUUCGCUGAUCUGGAGGUUCUGUACUGGAAGCAGCUGAAGGAGCGGAUGGCCGCGCAGAGGAAGCUGCAGAGGAGAAUGGGGCUGCUGCUGGGGAAGCAUCUGCAGGAGGAGGAGCAGCUGGAGGAGGCCGAGGAGGAGCUGAAUGCCGUGGAGGAGGAGCGAUUGGACGACUACCUGGACCAUGACGGGGGGGCAGAUGAUUUCCUGGAGCAGGAGGACGUCCACCCCGCAGCCCUGGAGCAGCUGGCCGAGGGCGACCUGGGCCCCUGCACGAUCCCUGACUCCCUCAGCUAUGAGGAGCUGGUGAGGAGAAAUGUGGAGCUAUUCAUUGCCAACUCCCAGAAGUAUGCCCGCGAGACGGUGCUGUCCCAGCGUAUCCGUGACUGGGAGGACAAGAUGGAACCCAAGCUGCAGGAGCAGGAGGAGCGAGCCGCCUUCGACAUCCACAGCUACGGGGACCAGCUGGCAGCGAGCUGUGGGCAGCUGGGCGAGUGGCACACCUUCGCCAGCCUGGUGGCGGGGAAGCCGGCCUUUGAGGUGUGUCGCUCCAUGCUGGCCUCGCUACAGCUGGCCAAUGACUACACGGUGGAAAUCAGCCAGCAGCCAGGCCUGGAGGAGGCGGUGGACACCAUGCGGCUGCGCCUCCUGACCCAAGAGCGAGCGCACGAGCGAUUCCGCACCUACAUGGCCCCUUCUGUGUCAAACUGACAGCGCCCUGGCUUUCCGGCGUGCAUGGCACCCCCAGGGGCUGCUGCGUUCCUAGAGCCCUGCAGAUUCCUUGUGUAUUUACUGAGUGUACAGCACGCCCUGUACAGCCUCUCCCUUUGCUCUCUGUCCCCAGGCACAGCCUGGGCAGUAAUAAACCACAGGUGUGGUUCUGUGA
Molecule: messenger RNA, 3065 nt
Organism: Gopherus evgoodei (Goodes thornscrub tortoise)
Lineage: Eukaryota; Metazoa; Chordata; Testudines; Testudinidae
Gene: NCAPH2
Product: non-SMC condensin II complex subunit H2
Exons: 21
Coding region: 731-2890 (719 amino acids)
Biological process (GO): mitotic sister chromatid separation; meiotic chromosome condensation
Cellular component (GO): nucleus; condensin complex
Molecular function (GO): chromatin binding
Source: RefSeq, a predicted model, not a curated record